Messenger RNA from Phanerochaete carnosa HHB-10118-sp, 1341 nucleotides. Its product is annotated as glycoside hydrolase family 61 protein. The record is from RefSeq and is a predicted model, not a curated record. NCBI's taxonomy places the organism in Eukaryota, Fungi, Basidiomycota, Agaricomycetes, Polyporales, Phanerochaetaceae. Bases 57 to 1088 code for a protein of 343 amino acids. The transcript is spliced from 4 exons.
CUCUCACCAAGCUUGGACAACGUCGUUCGCUGCCUUUGAGCUUCGAGCCAGCAGCGAUGAAGGCCUUCACCCCUCUCAUUUCUUUUUUCUUGCUCAUUUCUCUGGUGCACGCUCAUGGAUACGUGAAGGCGAUUGCCAUUGACGGACAGUGGUAUGCUGGCAACCAACCGAAUAAUUACGAAGGUCCCAGUCCAAUUCGUCUAAUCGCAGACAUUGGGCCGGUCAAAGGUGCAACAAAUCCCGACAUAGUCUGCGGUCUCAGCGCGCAGAAGGCCGCAAUGGUAGUACCUGCGAAUUCGGGCAGUGUCUUCGCAGUGCAAUGGUCUGGCGGCGAUGGGGUCAGCAACUGGCCACAUGAUAUUGGUCCUUUGAUGACCUACAUGGCCUCCUGCGGUAGCACCCCGUGCAAUGAAUUCGACCCAACAGGUGCCAAGUGGUUCAAGAUCGACCAGCUCGGCAAGGAGUCGGACGGCAACACCUGGUUCCAAGCAGACAUCAUGAACAACGGCGAUUCAUUCGACGUAACACUUCCGCAGAACCUCGCCCCAGGCGGAUACCUCAUUCGUCACGAGAUAAUCGCCCUCCAUCUCGCCACUGAGAUGGGCGGCGCCGAAUUCUACCCCAUGUGCACCCAGGUCAUGGUUCAAGGUAAUGGCAACGGCAACCCAAACCCCACAAUCGCCUUCCCGGGCGCGUACUCGGAUAGCGACCCCGGCAUCUACGACCCCGAUGUAUUUAAUAACGGGUCAAGCUACACCUUCCCCGGCGGUCCCAUCGCGAACCUCGCCGGUACCGACGCCUCCAUGGCCGCGCCCUACACAGGCCCAACCAUCUUCCCCUCCGGUACGUCCGUCGCGCCUAUUCCCGAACCUACAUCGACGGGCGCACAUACGGGGGCGUCAGGCACAUCAACUACACCGCCGUCGACACCACAGCCAUCGUCCCCACAGCAGACCGCAACCUCGCCUGCGCCGUCCACGGGCGUCAUAGGGGGGUCACGGAGCGUCACGUGUCGCCUCAACCUGCCCGGGAGCAAUUCGAACCAGCGGCGACAUUUCAGGCGGUUCCUCCGCCUGCUCUCGCGCUGAGCGUGGCGUGGGCUUGUCCCUCUUUUUCGCGGUGUGGCGCGGUGUGGUGCGCCGGUGUGCUGGUCCGAUGGGUGCCCUCGGUGCCCCAACAGAAGAUGAUCGACCGUCGGUCGUGUAUCUCAGAUGCGACACGAGAUGCAUCCGCCUGGCACACGCCGCGUCUGGGUUCACUCUGUCGCUAUAGACUGGGUCGUGCUCGAGUAUAUAUUCGUAGUUUAUUUCUCUAUGUAUAAAACUUCGUCUGCCAGUCCGU